This is a messenger RNA of Gossypium arboreum, 3176 nucleotides long. Its product is annotated as myosin-binding protein 7. The record is from RefSeq and is a predicted model, not a curated record. Bases 664 to 2181 code for a protein of 505 amino acids. NCBI's taxonomy places the organism in Eukaryota, Viridiplantae, Streptophyta, Magnoliopsida, Malvales, Malvaceae. The transcript is spliced from 4 exons.
UAGUUGGUUGGAUAUAUUUCAUAACGAUUUUUUUUGCCUGUAUUUUCUAAAGCAAUUUCCUCAUAGAAAUUAAACUCAUUAAAUAAAGGAGAAAAAAAAAUGAGAUGAUGGAUACGAAAAUCAGAUCACAAAGGAAGGUGAAUAAAAAAACAAACUACACCACCUUCCAACAAACAAAUACCCAAAAAGUGAAAGUUAGGGUUUCCACUGCCCUUCUUCUUUUUCAUUAUUUUCCCUCCUGAUUUUCUUUUCCCCCAAACACUACUAUUCGACGGAUACGGUUUUUCUAUCCGAAGAUAUUUUUUUGUCGAUUGUUCUCGCUAUCAGACGAUUCGUUUUCUUUCGAAGAAGAAGAUUGAUAAAAUUAGAAACAAAAAAGGCCUUGAAUUUUCUUCUCUAGAGGUUUAUUUUCCCGGGAAAAUUGGCUUCCUCUAUUUCCCAGCUCUACCUGUCUUAGCUUCCAAGGAAGUUUGCUUUGUGCUUGAUUUAUCGGGGGAGGAAUUUACGUAGCUGGUGGGUGGAGUAAAAAAAGGGAGGGAAAAUAUUCAUUGGAGGAUCUAAGAUUCAAGAUAGAGAGAACUUUAAUAUUCUUUAGAUUUUUUUUUUGAAUUUAAUUGUCAGUAAAUAAUUCGAUUGCUUGAGUUUGAAUGCAUAUAUUGGUAUAUGGAGUCAGAAGUAUUUUCACCUCCGAUUCCAAGAGAUUUGGUGAAAUGUUGUGAUUGCAAUUGUACUACCUGUUCUUUGAUUAGUGAUCCUCCGAGCACUUGGUUUCGCACUGUGAAACGCAAAUUCGAUGAGUUUGAGAACUUCAACAAGUUUUAUGUUCCGGGGUUUGAUCUAUACUCUAACCCCAAAGUCCAAAUUGAGAAUGAAUGUGCUGCUUUGCGGGAGACGGUUAGCAGCCAACAGGCCACAAUACAAGAUUUGUAUAGAGAAUUGGAGGAAGAGAGAAAUGCUUCAUCAUCGGCAGCUACUGAGGCCAUGUCGAUGAUAUUGAAGUUGCAGAGAGAGAAGGCAGAGAUCCAAAUGGAGGCACGGCAAUUCAAGUGUUUUGCUGAGGAGAAAAUGGCACAUGACCAACAGGAGAUAAUGGAUUUGGAGGAUUUGUUGUAUAAGAGAGAGCAGGCUAUUCAAGCCCUUACUUGUGAAGCACAGGCUUACAAGCAUAGGAUGAUGAGUUAUGGGUUUACGGAGGCAGAGGUUGAAGGUGAGCCGGAUGGGCUGAUUCGAAAUGUGGCUAAGAACUUUGGUGACUCUGUCAAUCUUCUUCAAUAUGAUUAUCAACCUCCAAAGUGCAAUUUGAAUGAGAAUCCUGGUGAUGAUGUUGAAGAUAUUGAGAAAUAUGCAUUUGGUGAAACCCCUUGUGCCCGAAAACACUUGAGGAAUCUGGAGCAAAGGAUCUGCCAAAUUGAGAGGAAUCCAAGCAGCAGUCAGCUGAGUGAACUGGAUGGAUAUUUCCCUGGAACAAAGAAUGUUCCAGAGAAGGUAAUAGUUGGUCACUCUCCUAGGCAAUCAAGACAUUCAAGGAGGCUUUCAAGUGAUAGUUCAACCACGUUCCUCGCUAAAGAGAUCACUUCAGAGUUUACAGGUAAUUCUCCCAGGUUCAUUUCAGAAAUGGACAAGAUUUCCAGCUCAGGAAGAAUGGAUAAUGCUUCUGAAGUUGGAGAUGAUAUGAGUGACAGAGUUUAUACUAUUGAUUCUAUCCAUACUGGGGUUCCAUAUAAGGGAACCCCUGAGCCCAAACCUGGAGUUGGAGAUUGUGUUGAUUAUGCAGACACUCCAAGGGAUGCACUUAAUCCGCCUGAUGGAUGUGAUCCCAAUAUCAAGAAACUCUAUACAAGGCUUCAGGCCCUUGAGGCUGAUAGGGAAUCAAUGAGACAAGCAAUAAUAUCAAUGCGAACUGACAAUGCACAGUUGGUAUUAUUGAAAGAAAUAGCUCAACAGUUGUGCAAGGAAAUGCCCCCUGAAAGACAAUUGACCGUGAGGAAGCCAUCUAUUCUUGGAAGCCUUCCCUUCAUGUCAUUCUUCAAGUGGAUUGUGUCCUUUGUUUUCUGGAAGCGGAAAGCUUGUCGAAGCAAGCAUCUAUAUGGAUUGUCACCAAACAAUGUCGGCUUGCUACUGCUUCUCGACAAGGGUCCACGACUGAGACAGUGGAGAUGUCUUUCAAGUACUCAAGUCUGAAACUGAUUCAGUUACUUCUCCACAUGAAGCCUCUAAUCGUAAUGGGUUUGAAUAAACUAUCAUGUAUAGACUGUGCAUCCUUUCUUAUGGAUUCCUUGGAGCAGCUUUUGGUAUAUUUUUCAGUGUUCUUUUAUUUUACUUUAUUUUUUUACGAUUGAAUACAUGUUGCUGCUUGAUCAGCAAAAACACAGAUGUGGUGAGCAUACUCGCUCAUAUGGUUUGUCAGAUUUCAGUUUUAAGGUAUGUGUCUAUUGCCGAUCUCCUACAUGUUUAGAUUCUUGUAUGAUUUUUGUUUCUAGUAUGCCGUGUUUAUUCUUUUAUAAUCCGAGCAAUUGUUAGUUUGCAAGAGUAAUUGCUGCUAGUCUCAUUGAGAUUCAUGUUUUAGUUCGCUUGCUUUUCUUUUGGUUUUUCCAAGGUUUUAUCCUUCAUAUGCUUUUUUCUUUUUGAAGGAAGAAAAAUGGAUUAUAGAAGAAAUAUCUCAAAGAACCUCUAGAUUCAGGAACUUGGACAAGUUAAUUCUCAUAAGCCCAUAUUGUUCCGACCCUUAAUUUUUCUUGAAAUAAACGUGUUUGACAUCCUUAUCCUCCGCAUAUUUAGACAUGAGUAUAGGGACAUGAUCAUCCAAGUAUCCUCCAAAUGCAUGAAAAAGCUUAAUAUUAAAUAUACCGGUGUUGGACACGUUCCCCUUAUCCGAUAUUUAUUCUGAGUUCGAGUAACAUUGUCCUUUUAUCACUGCAGGUUCUACAUUAAGAAACUUUUUAACUCUAUUUUGCCACCUAUUAGAACCCGGAUUAUUUCCUAAACUUUGUUGAUUUCAAUCCGAACAACUGAUUAGCUUGUGUAGGUUGUGGGAUACAGUUAUAUAUUGCAACCCGAUAAGUUUGUGUUUAUAUUAUGUUCACAUUAUCUUAUCAUGUUAUAGUCACGUUGAAGAUGUAAUAUAUUUAUACAAAAUUUGAUACGAUAAUAAUUCAUGUUAUCUAAAUUUUGAUAAA